GGCUAGGUUUCUCGAUGCUGUGAGGAGAGAGUGCCCUUUGCGCAGUGGCGUUAUCGACCCCAAGUGCUGCAUAAUCUUCCCCGCGGCCUUGCAGAGGGAUGGGGAGCCAGCUGUUAACGGCGGGGCAGGUCCCGGCUGCCACAGUCGCUUUUACUACUCCGGCACUACCCGCAUAAACCUCACAACCCCGCCACGGGCUCCCUGAGCACUGUGGAGACACAAAACACCCUACGUUAGUCCCGGACUGCUGUGAGGGGCUUGCGGCCGUGUCGGCGGCAGGGCCGUGCCCGCAGGGCGGGUGAGAGCGGAGGCCCGAGCUGACCCGGCCGCGGCCGGCAGGGGGCGCCACAGCUCCGUCCUCCGCCCGGCACGUUCGCGCCUGCGCACCGGCCCAGCCGGCAGGGCGCGUGCGCACCGUGCCCCCGCGCAGUCCAACCGAUGCUCCUCGGCCGGCCUUGAGGGGCCGUGCGCAUGCGCACCGCCCUCUUGCUGCCCCCUCCCACCCUACCGCACCCCCCCGGCCGCUCGGCGGGCGAUGUGGAAGGAAUCCCGGGACUGCUGAGCGGGCCGAGGCCCGGCGGGGCUCCCGGCGACCUCCGGCGGCGCUGCCAGCCGGGCCCGCGCGGCAGAGCCGGGAAGGACGCGGACCCUCAGUCGGGCGCUGAGGUCAGAUGCUUCCAUCGGUCGCGAGGAAGAGGAGCAGAGUCGGGACCUGCUAAGUGCUGAUCUGCUUGUGCUCCGGACCAUGGACUCAUUGAGGGCGUCCCAGGUGUGAAAAUGUACAGCAGUAACCGGGAGUUAGUGAUUGACUUUGUUUCCUACAAGCUCUCACAGAAAGGAUACAGCUGGAGUCAGCUGGAGGAGGAGGAUGAGAACAGGACUGACUUUGCAGGGGAGGAGGACGAGAUGGACGGGGUCCUCAACGGGAGCCCCUCCUGGCACGCGGCCACCAGCCACAUAGUGAACGGAGCCAGCGUGCACCAGAGCAGCCUCGAAGUCCAUGAGAUCCGUCGAGCAGCCAACGUGAGGCAGGCGCUGAGAGAGGCGGGGGAUGAGUUUGAGCUGAGGUACCGGCGGGCGUUCAGCGACCUCACUUCCCAGCUCCACAUCACUCCCAGCACAGCGUAUCAGAGCUUUGAGCAGGUAGUGAACGAACUGUUCCGCGAUGGAGUGAACUGGGGCCGCAUCGUGGCUUUCUUCUCCUUCGGGGGAGCCUUGUGCGUGGAGAGCGUGGUUAAGGAGAUGCGGGUGUUGGUGAAACGCAUCGUGUCUUGGAUGACCACGUACUUGACCGACCACUUAGAUCCCUGGAUCCAGGAGAAUGGCGGAUGGCUGCUCUCAGUAAUGUCAUUCCGCCUGCUCAUCCUGCUCCUCUCUGACGCUGGAGCCGUGUCCCUGGAGCACUGCCCGGGGUCUCUCUCUGCUUCAGCAGCAGUGGGGUGUCCCAGCACAGCAGAAAGGGCGCGCUUUGUGGACCUCUAUGGGAACGAUGCUGCUGCCGAGGUGAGAAAAGGCCAGGAGACCUUCAACAAAUGGCUCCUGACCGGGGCGACGGUGGCCGGAGUGCUUCUGCUGGGAUCCCUGCUGAGCCGCAAGUGAGCCGCCGCCGAGCCCCCGUGGCCAGGACGGCCGCGCCUUCACCGCCACAUCCACUACACUCCGCUCCCGAGCACCGGCACAGGGGCAGCCCCUCCAUCCCAGCCGAGCACCCUGCUCCGUGGAGCUUCCUCCCUCGUGCCGCCAGCUCCUUUAUUGUAGCCCGUCUUAUUUACUGUUCCGUUGUGUUUUAAAGGCGCUGAGGCCAAUGCAGCACUUCAGCCAGCAGCUCCCAGCGCUGGGGAGAUCCAGGCAGCUGGGGGGGGCACAGGCUAGAAGGUGUCCCAGCCCUGCAGGGUUCUCCAAAUAAUUUGGAAGAGAAUAAACAGACUUAUUUUUGCAUGUGUGAGUGCGUGCGUGUGUGUAGAUGUGUCACUAAUAUAAAGUUCCCCAGCCAGAGCAAGGGUCAGGCUCCGUGCCCCCGUCUCUGGCAUGCUCAGGCACCAGGACGAGACGGGCUGCCCAGCGGGAUGGAGCUUCCCUGCAGCAUCCCUAUCCCGUCCUUGCUUCUCCAGUCAGAGAUCCCUGUGGCAGGGGGAGCAAGAGGAGGAGGCAGAGGCCAGAGGUGAGGGGCUCUGCCCUCGGUCAGAAUUCCUUUCUCCCCGCAUACUCAGUUUCUGGGAGCUGCGGCCUGUCCCAGAUGAGGAUGGUGUGCCAGGCCCAGAGCUGUGCAUGGUUUGAAGGGUUCUUUGUCUUCUUCCUCCUCCUCACUCCAAAUAUAGAUGGCUGUGGGACAGUGCUCAUCCCUUCUCAGCCUGUUCCUCUGGGCUGGCAAAGGAAGGAGGCAGGAAAGGGGGAGACUGUCCCUGGCACAAAGGGCUUUGCAGAGAGCAGGGGCUGUGGUGUCCAGGAACCCAGAGCUGGGGAUCAGAAGGGUCAGGGGAAGCACCUUCACAGGGGUGGCAAAGCCCAGGGAGCAGCUGAUUCAUGAGAUGAGCAGGGAAGCAAGCCCAGGGGAGAUGGAAGUGGGGGCUGGCACUGGCUGAGAGCCAUCUCCACCUCCGGGGAGCCUCUUUGGGGACAAUAGGAGCUGUUGGCCUCUCCACUGCUGUUCCCCGUGUUCCCAGUCCCAUAGUGCAGGCAGAUCCCUGUGCCCAUGCGUGGCUGUGAUGGCUGCAUGCAGUGACUGAGGUGUCUGGCUUCCCUCCCCCUCAUUCCUACGCUGCUCCUGCUGCUGGAGCAGGGAACCUCCGGCCUUUGAGCUGAAAUUAGCUUCCAGAAUAAACGCCCUCAUCCUUCGGAGCCCACCGCGGGCAGACACAGCUGUCCACAGCUUGUCCGUGUACAUACUGCCCGCGCUCUGCUGUACAUAUACGAGUAGUUUUUAAUUCAUUUGUGAAUACUAUUAAUGCUAUUUUUGUUAUCUUGUCUGUCCGUAUUUAUGUGUGGGACCGUGCUCCCUGCAGAGGCCAAGCUGGGAUGGAGGUGAGGGGAGAACCGGAGGUUCCAGGGGGGCUCACUUGGCCACUGAGCACGGACUCGCGCUGCCCAUGUCGGACCCACUCAGAUCCCGCGUGGGGAGCUCGAGGAUUAGCAUUAGCCCAUUGAACGCUUCGGUUUGCAGGUGGAGGUGAAUCCACAAAUAAAUUUGUCAUUCGA
Motacilla alba alba is the source of this 3195-nucleotide messenger RNA. It is a transcript of the gene BCL2L1, whose product is annotated as BCL2 like 1. The transcript is spliced from 4 exons. Gene Ontology annotation, biological process: intrinsic apoptotic signaling pathway in response to DNA damage; extrinsic apoptotic signaling pathway in absence of ligand; negative regulation of intrinsic apoptotic signaling pathway. Bases 778 to 1599 code for a protein of 273 amino acids. Gene Ontology annotation, cellular component: mitochondrial outer membrane. Gene Ontology annotation, molecular function: protein heterodimerization activity; protein homodimerization activity. NCBI's taxonomy places the organism in Eukaryota, Metazoa, Chordata, Aves, Passeriformes, Motacillidae. The record is from RefSeq and is a predicted model, not a curated record.